GAGCAGCAGAAGGUUGCUGAGGCUGUCAAGGCUGCUGAGGAUGCGAAGCAGAAGGUCGCUGAGGCUGUAAAGGCAGCGGAAGCCGAAAAACAGAAGGCUAAGGAGCAACUGAAGGCUGAGCAUCAGAAGGUUACCGAGCAACUGAAGGUUGAGCAGCAGAAGGUUGCUGAGGCUGUAAAGGCAGCGGAAGCCGAAAAACAGAAGGCUAAGGAGCAACUGAAGGCUGAACAUCAGAAGUUCACCGAGCAACUGAAGGCUGAGCAGCAGAAGGUCGCUGAGGCUGUCAAGACAGCAGAAGCUGAAAAGCAGAAGGCCGCUGAGGCUGUCAAGGCAGCGGAAGCAGAAAAGCAGAAGGUUGCUGAGGCUCUCAAGGCAGCGGAAGCCGAAAAACAGAAGGCUACCGAGCAACUGAAGGCUGAGCAGGAGAAGGCCGCUGAAGCUCUCAAGGCACUGAAGGUAGAGAAAGAAAAGUUAAAUGAACUGAAGCAACGUAUUGAUGUUUCUGGGGGUGAGGAGGCACCGUUGCUGAGAACUGGAGGGGAUAAUGCUUUAAGUAAUAAUAAUCGGGGCGGUUGGUUUAAAUGCUGUGUUAUCAUGUAA
Molecule: messenger RNA, 600 nt
Organism: Trypanosoma theileri
Lineage: Eukaryota; Euglenozoa; Kinetoplastea; Trypanosomatida; Trypanosomatidae
Product: R27-2 protein
Exons: 1
Source: RefSeq, a predicted model, not a curated record